GGCGGCAAGCGGCGUUCACACGUUUCCCGUCAUCCACUUCGGUACCCGGCUCGCAGUCGAGCGUCGUUCGUUGUACGGUGCGGUUGUGACGUUCGUGUUUCGUCUCGACGCUUUAUACGUUCGAUAUACGUAUAUAUGUGUGACACUGUGCACGCGUUUUCUUUUUUUCUUUAGACUAACAUAUAUAUAUAUAUAUAUACAUAUAUAUAUAUAUAUACAUGAAGUGUUUGUGAUAGUGCGAGAAAGAAUCGGUGUGUGUCGGUUAUAUUUUUCGCAUAGUGCCAAGGUGGAUUAAAGACGUAUCUCCUGAGGAAACAAAACGCGAAGAAAACGAACCACAGACCAAAGCCUGCGAAGAUCUAGAUGCUGAACACCAAGGGAACACCGUUGGCGCUCCUCCAAGAUCCUGAGAAUGUCGCCGCAAAGAUCGAGCCGGGGAAUGGAUCAUGAAGUGGCCGCGUACAAAGGACAUUGCGGACGCGUGUGAUUCUUGCGAAGUAUUUAGCCACAAUUAAGAUGUAUCCCGCGCCGGCGAGACACCCAGCCGCUCCCGGUGGCGGAGGAAGCGGCGGGGCUGCGGGAGGGCUGAAAUUCACGGUGGCUGACACUUGCGAGAGGAUCAAAGAGGAAUUCAAUUUCAUCCAGCAACAGAACCACUCACUGAAGAUCGAAUGCGAGAAGUUGGCCAGCGAGAAGACCGAGAUGCAGAGGCAUUACGUUAUGGUAAGGCACUUUUACUACGAAAUGUCUUACGGCCUAAACGUGGAGAUGCACAAGCAGACGGAGAUUGCUAAAAGGUUGAACGCGAUAAUCGUCCAGCUACUUCCGUUCCUGGCACAAGAGCAUGGCUUGCAGCAUCAGCAGCAGGUGGCCAAUGCCGUAGAGAGGGCGAAGCAAGUCACGAUGUCCGAGCUGAACGCUAUUAUUGGGCAACAACAGCAACAGGGUCUGCAACAACUAUUGCAACAGAUUCACGCGCAGCAGCUACCACACGGUGCGGUCGUUGGCGGUCUUCCGCCGGCGGGGCUGUUGGGGUUCGCAGGUGCGGCCGCUGCGGCCGCAGCCGCGGGGGUGCCGCCCCAUCUGGCGCCCCCCCCGCAUCCGGCGGCCGCGGCCGCGGUCCAGGCACAGGCGCAGGCGCUUCUGAAACCGUCCGACCUGCAGCAACACAGGGCGGCGGCAGAAACGCCGGAGGAUCGUAAACCGAUCGCCCUUACCGACGAGAGGCUGAGAAGAUCCGUGUCGCCGUCGGAGAAAUUCCGUAGCCGUACCCCCGACCUCGAGAGCGAUCCCAAGAGGCGGAAGGAGGAGAAGCUCGGACACGACAGCGAUGGAGAGAAAAGCGAUCAAGACUUGGUGGUGGAUGUUGCGAACGAGGAGGCAUCGUCGCCGCACGCGAAUGGCGAGCACUCGGAUCCACGUGAGAACGGCACUCUAGAGAAGCUGGGCGCUCCAGGACACGUGGGGCCUAUUUCCGGUGCUGGUUCGACAUCCGUGAAAGACAGGCCACCCUCGCGGAGCGGAAGUUCCUCCGCUCGUAGCACACCGUCUCUGAAAAGUAAAGAUAUCGACAAGCCGGGUACACCUGUGGCGGCGGCGAGGGGGUCGCGCAGCUGUACGCCAACUAUGGGCGGAAUCCCUGGUCCCUUGGCAUCGCGGGUCUAUCAUCCGCCAUCGUCGCAGCAAACGCCACCGCAGGGCUAUCAGGGUUUGCCGUCCCGCGGCAAUGAGCCGCCACAAUCGCCUUCACCGUACAGCAACUUACCAUACGCCAGGACUUCGAUGCUCGGCUUCGACGGUCAUGUGAGGACCAUCCUACCAUCAGCUAAUGGAAUAAGCAAUAUUCCGGGUGGUAAACCAGCGUACUCGUUCCAUAUGAACGGCGAGGGUCAGCUGCAGCCAGUGCCAUUCCCCACGGACGCUCUGAUAGGACCGGGAAUUCCACGUCACGCGCGUCAGAUUAAUUCCUUGACUCACGGUGAAGUUGUGUGUGCUGUUACGAUUUCGAAUCCGACCAAAUACGUCUAUACGGGUGGCAAAGGGUGCGUUAAAGUCUGGGACAUCGGACACGGAGGUGGUGGCAGUAUCAAGCACGUAUCGCAACUGGACUGCCUGCAACGCGACAAUUAUAUUAGGUCAGUAAAGUUGCUGCCAGAUUGCAGAACUUUAAUAGUUGGAGGGGAGGCUAGUCAGCUGAUCAUCUGGGACUUGGCUAGUCCUACGCCGCGAAUCAAAACGGAACUGACGUCCGCGGCACCAGCCUGUUACGCAUUGGCGAUCUCGCCGGACUCGAAGGUCUGCUUUAGUUGCUGUAGCGAUGGUAAUAUCGCUGUGUGGGAUCUCCAGAAUGAGACGUUGAUUAGACAAUUCCAAGGUCACACGGACGGUGCCUCCUGCAUCGAUAUUUCAGCAGAUGGUUCAAAACUGUGGACAGGAGGAUUGGAUAACACAGUGCGUUCGUGGGAUUUAAGGGAGGGUAGACAAUUGAAGCAACACGACUUUACCUCGCAAAUAUUCUCACUGGGCUAUUGCCCAACCGGAGAGUGGCUUGCAGUUGGUAUGGAAAACUCAAACGUCGAGGUCCUUCAUGCUACAAAAUCCGAUAAGUAUCAACUGCAUCUACACGAGUCGUGCGUGUUGUCAUUGCGUUUCGCAUCUUGCGGCAAAUGGUUCGUCUCUACGGGCAAGGAUAAUCUGUUAAAUGCAUGGCGCACGCCGUAUGGCGCUUCGAUAUUUCAGUCGAAGGAAUCCUCGUCGGUGUUGAGCUGCGAUAUUUCUGCUGACGACAAGUACAUUGUGACCGGAUCUGGUGACAAAAAGGCCACUGUAUACGAAGUGAUUUAUUAGAUGCGUACGGUAAAGACGUUUUACGUUUCCCUCCCUUGGUCGAAACCUGAACUCUUUUAACACGCUCUCCUUUCUCGUGGGAGAUCUUACAAGUGAGACUUUUUAGCAGCCUUAGGAACUUAGACUGUUACUAUAUUGUGUAUAUAUACAUAACAAGUAUAUUAACGGUAGAAAUUGCGUUCGAAAGAAAUAAAGCACAGACAAAAGGACAAACGAAGAAAAAAAAAAAAAAAAGAACUGAUGCUAAUUAUGAUGAUGAUGGUCGAAAAACCAAUGUGUGUGCCAGAGAAAAAAAUCUGUAUAUGUAUAUUUAGAAGUUGCGUGUGCGUGGCCCAAUUGUACCUACGACCAUGUGAUUUAACGUAGAAGAAACUUUCUUUGUCGCGUGUAUACAACGAGAAUGUGUUAAUGGUACGUUACCAAACAAUUUUGCAUGCGCGUUAAGUGAUCAGAGCCUUGCAAAUGGUGAUGCUAGAUACGAUUUCGUAUAUGUAAGUACCUAAUUAUAAAAUCAACACGCCCAAAACAUUAUACGACAGAUAGCAUGAAAACAAACAUUGGAAAUCUGUCUAACGAAAAAAUUACACUUGCUCUCACUUAUGGUAAUUUUCUUCGAAACUUUUACAAUUUUUGCAAAAUUGUCCCUUAGUAUAACUACAACCACGAAUAUCGAAGCAUAUUAUUGCUCUAUAUUUGGAAAUGUUUCGAGAAAAUCGUUGGCUGUAGCUAUCUUUAAUAAUGCGUUUCACUAUAGAUCAGAAGCAACUAUAGUCUUCUGUCGAUUAAUGUUGUCGAUAUAAUAUUUUAUGCUGCUGAUAGCUGAUAUGUUGACAUCAAUAACAACAAAUGCAAUGAAAGAUGAAUGCACAUCGAAUUAUUUAUUUCGUAUAAAUUGUUCAUUUCGUUCAUUUAGAAUUAGUUGCGAAAAAAAAUUCGAGAUGUUAUUGAAAUAAUGUGCAAAAAAUUCACGGCAAGAAGUUUAUUUAAAAAUAAGUAUGACGAGGGAAUCAUUUCUACUUGAAGACAGAAAAAAAAAAAACGUGAUCUGUAUCAUGAGA
Molecule: messenger RNA, 3905 nt
Organism: Apis mellifera (honey bee)
Lineage: Eukaryota; Metazoa; Arthropoda; Insecta; Hymenoptera; Apidae
Gene: gro
Product: transducin-like enhancer protein 3
Exons: 16
Coding region: 517-2847 (776 amino acids)
Biological process (GO): regulation of DNA-templated transcription; negative regulation of canonical Wnt signaling pathway
Cellular component (GO): transcription regulator complex; nucleus
Molecular function (GO): protein binding; transcription corepressor activity
Source: RefSeq, a predicted model, not a curated record